Colletotrichum graminicola M1.001 is the source of this 1869-nucleotide messenger RNA. RefSeq names its product serine carboxypeptidase. Gene Ontology annotation, biological process: proteolysis; apoptotic process. Lineage: Eukaryota; Fungi; Ascomycota; Sordariomycetes; Glomerellales; Glomerellaceae. Gene Ontology annotation, cellular component: trans-Golgi network. The transcript has 3 exons. Gene Ontology annotation, molecular function: serine-type carboxypeptidase activity. The record is from RefSeq and is a predicted model, not a curated record. Bases 1 to 1869 code for a protein of 622 amino acids.
AUGGCUAUCCUAUCGACAGUGCCGGCGCUGCUAUUUGCGCUGGCAUCGUGGGCUCCAACCGUGGCGGCUCAGAGUGCCGCCGAUUACUUUGUCCACGAGUUGCCCGGCGCACCCAAGGAGCCCUUCAUCAAGAUGCACGCUGGACACGUCGAAGUCACUCCCGAACACAACGGAAACAUCUUUUUCUGGCAUUUCCAGAACCAGCACAUCGCCAACAAGCAGCGCACCGUCAUCUGGCUUAAUGGCGGCCCCGGCUGCAGCUCCGAGGACGGCGCCUUGAUGGAGAUCGGCCCCUACCGAGUCAAGGACCCGGACCAUCUCGAGUACAACAACGGCUCCUGGAACGAGUUCGCCAACCUGCUCUUCGUCGACAACCCCGUCGGCACCGGCUUCAGCUUUGUCGACACCAACAGCUACCUGCACGAGCUCCCCGAGAUGGCCGAUCAGUUUGUUCAGUUUCUCGAAAAGUGGUUCGCCAUGUUCCCCGAGUACGAGCACGACGACCUCUACAUCUCAGGUGAAUCAUAUGCCGGUCAGCACAUCCCCUAUAUCGCAAAACACAUCCUUGAGAGGAACAAGAAGCCCGGAGUCAAAACCCCCUGGCAGCUCAAGGGUCUGCUCAUGGGCAACGCAUGGAUCUCCCCCAAAGAGCAAUACGAUGCCUACCUAAAGUACGCCUACGAGAAGAAGCUCAUCGAGAAGGGCUCGCCCAUUGCGCUCCAGCUUGAGCAGCAGUGGCGUAUUUGCCGCACAUCGCUGGCUGUCACCAACACUGUCGACUUCACCGAGUGCGAAUCCGUCCUGCAGAAGCUGCUCGAGCAGACGGCCAAGGUCAACGCCAAGGGCGAGCGGGAGUGCAUCAACAUGUAUGACAUCCGCCUGCGCGACACCUUCCCCUCCUGCGGCAUGAACUGGCCCCCAGACUUGGUCAACCUGACGCCCUACCUCCGCAAGGCCGAGGUCGUCAGCGCCCUGCACAUCAAACCCCAGAAGACCACGGGUUGGACGGAAUGCAACGGAGCUGUCGGUUCCGCCUUCCGAGCCCCCAAUUCGGUUCCUUCAAGGGACUACUUGCCCGAUCUCCUCAAGGAGGUCCCCAUCGUCCUUUUCUCCGGCGCCGAAGACCUCAUCUGCAACUACAUGGGAACCGAAGCAAUGAUUGGCGACAUGGAAUGGAAUGGCGGUAAGGGCUUCGAGCUCACCCCCGGUAACUGGGCCCCGCGCCGCGACUGGACCGUCGAGGGCCAGCCUGCCGGCUUCUGGCAGGAGGCCCGCAACCUCACAUACAUCCUCUUCUACAACUCCUCCCACAUGGUCCCUUUCGACUACGCCCGCCGCAGUCGCGACAUGCUCGACCGCUUCAUGAACGUGGAUAUCAGCUCCGUUGGCGGGACACCCACCGACUCUCGCCUCGAUGGCGAACAAGGCCCCGCUACAUCGGUCGGCGACAUUGGCAAGAACGGCACCUCCGCUGACGCGGAGACGCAGAAGAAGUUGGACGAGGCCAAGUGGAAGGCGUACUACCGAUCUGGUGAGAUCGUCCUGGUUAUCGUCAUCAUCGCUGCUGGUGCCUGGGGCUGGUACGUCUGGCGCGAGCGCCGCAAGCGCAGAGGCUAUUCGGGUAUCAUGGGCAACACACCCCCCAUUGCCCAGCGCGGCACCACCCGCGGCCUCGAGGGCUUCCGCGACAGGCGAACCGGCCGUGACGUUGAGACGGGCGAUUUUGACGAGAGCGAGUUGGACGACCUGCACGUGACGACGCCGACGGUGGAGAUGGACAAGGAUCGUUACAGUGUUGGAGGGGACAGCGACGAUGAGCCUCACGACGAGAAGCCCUCGAGAUCGAACGGCGGCCGCUCAGGGCGGUAG